Molecule: messenger RNA, 3608 nt
Organism: Poecilia reticulata (guppy)
Lineage: Eukaryota; Metazoa; Chordata; Actinopteri; Cyprinodontiformes; Poeciliidae
Gene: edn3b
Product: endothelin 3b
Biological process (GO): intracellular calcium ion homeostasis; vein smooth muscle contraction; regulation of systemic arterial blood pressure by endothelin
Cellular component (GO): extracellular region
Molecular function (GO): endothelin B receptor binding; hormone activity
Source: RefSeq, a predicted model, not a curated record
GGCUUUUUAGGAGAAGUAACAUUGUGGAUCAUCGCACCGCACUUUGCGGACGUCGUUUUAUUGAGACACAGGCACGUUUGCAGUUGAGAUUAAGACGGGAAAAUAUUAAAUCCACCUCAAUGCUCUUGCUUGGGAUUAGAUUUAUGACUUAAUUUCAUCGAGUGGAAAGCUUGAAAGCCGUCCCGCUGUCUGUCCGGACCAUGUGAGUUACGAGGAUUUACGGCAAACUUAAUGGAUGUACUUUCUCAUCUUACUAUGAUUCAGUUUUGGAGAGUCUGACGCAGCUCAAAUGCUGCCCUUUCACACAAGUAUGAUGCUUUUCCGAAUACUGGUUCUGAUUGUUUUUCAAGGCGUUUUGAUGUCCCACGUGAAAUCCGAGAGCGACCCCAGCAGUGUGCGGGACUCCAAGGUGAUGGGCUCCACGGGAUCCGAGGCUUCCGAGCCGUCUGAGACCUCAAGGUCCAGACAAAAGCGCUGCACCUGUUAUUCCUACACGGACAAAGAGUGCGUCUAUUACUGCCACCUGGACAUCAUCUGGAUUAAUACUCCUGAGCGCACUGUGCCUUAUGGUAUGUCUAACUACAGAGGACCAAAGAGAAGGAGACGUGAUGCUGCUGCAGCACCAGCGCCUGAAGGUGGCCGAACUCAGACACGUCGCUGUAUCUGUGCUGUGACAGAUGCAGACUCUGGGUGUCAACGCUUCUGUCUGUCAAGCCCACAUCAGACUCAACUAUCCAGGAGUCCCCACAGAGUCCCCUGACUUGGAUGAUGCCACAACAACCAUCCAUCUUCUGCUGUUCCUUCCUAGGUCAAUGGAUCUUUCCGCUCCCCUUCACCCACUUCCCUUUGACCUCCGUUUGGCUCCUUGACUCCCAGAUACAAACUGUGAAAAGGAAGAACUUCUGAGUUGCUUACUGCCAACAUUCCUCUGCAUCAAAACUCUUGGAACAAGUUCCAUCAGGCCAACAGGUUUCAAGAAGUCAUCACAAAAAUUUGAUGCAGACCUCUUGGGGCUAUUCUUACUUUUUGCUACCUUUUUGAGAGAACCAAAGGGAUUGUUUUCACCAUAAUAUCAAUGCAAUAGCAAGUGACCUUGCUUAUGUCAAGCUUGACCAGACCAACUCUUUGGUUUUGGUUUAUUUGCUGUCGACUGUAACUCUCAAAAUUUGUUUUGUCUAGACCAACAUAUAAGCUUAUAAAAGUAUAUGAGAUGGUUUGUUCCGCAGAACAGGCCACAAAGCAAUAAAUGUCCAAAGAAAUCAAGGAAAAUAGAAACAGGGAAUAUUGGGGUGAGGGCUUGCCAUAAAAAUAGGGAAACAAAGGCUGGAAGUUGGAGCGCAAAAGUACUGAACAUACUGUUUUAAUGUAAUCUUUUCCAAAUUAUUAAUCAUUGAUAGGAAAGACACUGACAGCCCAAUUUAUGAGCACACCUUACUUGUAAUGUAUUCUUACUUCCCUUCAGAGCUGCUCUGAUUCUUUGCUGCAAAGAUUCCGCAAAAUGUGCCUUACAUCAAGUAACAAGUCUGAGGUUAUUUCAGAUUUGUGACUCAGGUGGGGUGUGGCAUUCAAAUUUCGCACAGUUGGUACUAAGGAACCCAAAUAGUGCCAGAAAUAUUCCCCAUACUAUAACAGCACCUACACUGGUCAGAACUGUUGAUGGCCGGAUGGACUCAUACUCUGCAGAUAUUUAAUCCAAACUCUGACCCUAUCAUCUAAAUGAUGCAUCAACAUUGCUACUUACCUGACCAUACAAAACAACAACAGUUUUGUAGUUUGCUACUGUUCAGUGUUGGUAAGCAUGGAUGAAUGGUAACUUCAGAGUGGUUUCUGAUGUGGUUUUAUGCUGCUGUUGCUCACCUACUGCACGUUUUGAAGAGUUUUACAUUCAAAGGUGGCAUUCCUUGGAUGUAGUUGUUAGUCAUUUGGGCAAUAAAGAUUGACACGAACAGGUAGAGUAGAGCUGCAUGAACUGUACUCAAUCGUGACUUGAAUAUAACCAUAAGCCAGUAAUCUAACAUUACUUAAACUCUGACAUGAGCUGGUAUAGAAAAUGGUCUUAUGUGGUAAAUGGUCUGUAUUUGUAUAGCGUUUUAUCAGGUCCAGAGGACCCCAAAGCACUUCACACUACAUUCAUUCAUUCAUGAAUAAUACCACCUCUGAUUUUUAUGUAAGACAGUCCUAUGUUACAUAGAAAUGUCCAUUGGCAUUAUGUUUUCAGGUCACCCUGAUUAUUCUUUGAAAAACAUGUAUUUAUACAGCAGGAAGUGAAACUGUUUGUCCUCAAACAUCGUGAUUGAAUCAGGAGAAAUGGGCAAGUGUAAGGAUUUAACAAAAUUGAACGUGAUUCAGAUUUUCAAAGCAUCUCUAAAACCGCAGUUUUGGUGUUUCUGGUCUGUCGUGGUCAGUGUUUCCUAAAGUAGUCCAAGAAGAGACAACUAUAGGGUCAUGGUCAACCAAGGUUUACUGAUGCUUUGGUGUUUCUGGUCUGUCGUGGUUGGCCCAUGUGGUCAGACCUAACACUCAAAUAGUUGAAGUUAAUGGUGUUUCUGACACAAACAUGUCCAAGUACACAAUGUGAUUUAGUAUAUGUCAUAGCAUACCUGCUGGCCAGUGGAUACAAUAUUUCCUUAUAGAUACAUCUUCUUUUUCCAGGAUUAGAGAUGGCAACAAGUUUGAGGUGUGGACUUCCAGACAAUCUCAAUUCAAUCAAGCAUGUUGAUUAAAUUGAGGAGGUCAGGCACCUGUCUUCCUUGCCUUUGUCUGUUUAUUGUCUUCUAUGAAUGAAAUGAAUUUUGUUGUGCUUCUGUACAAAACCAAUACAAAGCAUUCUGAUUCUGAUUCUGAUGUUUGGGAUGUGCUGGAUAAAUAAGUCCAAAUCACAGAGACCCCAUCCUUGGAUCUCACAAGACUUAAAAGAUCUGCUAAAAUAUGUUGGCGCUAGAUAUUACAGUGCACCUUCAGCAUUCUUGUGGAGUUCAUCCUUUGACGGAUCGGGGUGUUUUCAGCAGCAAAAGCAGACCAAAAUACUAACAGACACAUGACUAUAAUGUUAAGCUUUAUGAGUGUUUAGUUUGUCUAUAACUUUGGACAUGACAUGAAAUGCACACCAUCCCUACUACAGAAAUCUUCUAUAGUUAGUUGGAAGGAACAUCAGCCUUAAAGAAAAAUAACAGUGGACUUGUGAAUGUUGCAUUCUGUAAAAUUAAAGACAUUGGGAUUAUCCCCAUGUUUACAAAAGAAUCCAGUUUAAUCCCCAAGAAUUUCCACAAGCAGUUAUUUUAUUAUUUUGUAAACUAUGUAUAGCAUGUAUAAUGUGUAUGCAUAACUUGUAUGUACAUUUCAGAUUGCUGUAUUCAUACAUACCAAUGCAAUAUCACGUAUACUGGGAUGAUGCUAAUUGAAUAAUGAUCAAUGAUUGUGAUUUGAAGAUUCCACUAAUUUGUCUAGCCAGUCGAACAGUUUUCAUUGUUGGAACAGACUGUGAGUUAAAGGUAAAUUAAUUAUCUUACUCUCUUGUUAAAACACGUUGCUAGAAUCUUAUUUGUUAUUGUUUUCCUGCAUCUCAUCUUGUAAUAAAUAAUUUCUUUCUUUUUUUUUUUGACAGUCUA